Vitrella brassicaformis is the source of this 1706-nucleotide messenger RNA. Lineage: Eukaryota; Vitrellaceae. The record is from the annotation of a GenBank genome assembly.
AUGCAAAGGUGCGGCGAGAUAAUAUUUCGCGACGAGACGGAGACAACCCUGAUUUAUAAUUCGAAGUCAUUUCACAGUUUCCGCCGCGUUUGGGCUUUCCAGCCUUCUUUCGGCCGCAGACCCUUUGUCAUUUUUCCUUUCGCCUGCUUGGUGGCUUAUGCAACGCCCUCCAUCCCCUAAGCCCAUGCCUCCCUUGGCCUCAAGCUGCUCGCCUCUGUCGCCGACGUCAGCGUAUCGCCGAAUGAGAGAAGAGGACUCGUGUUGGCGGGCAAGCGCGAGAUUUUGACUCGAAUAAUUCAUCGCACACACACGCACACCGCACACGUGCCACCCCGAGAAAGGCGGCUCCACAGCGGCGUCGGCAGCUAUACCAGGCGUACGCCCACGUGCACUUCUCCAAGACUUCCACGACCACCACAUCGCCAAGAAGACGCCCACCCCGGGCUUCUGCUGCACCUGUGGAGCCCCGCCGCCUGCCGAGAAGCUUCCCCUCGACGAGUUCAAGACGCUCAUCUUCGCCCUCAGCAACGCCCCCGGCUGCGCCAACCUCAAGGUACGUUCGCGUGCGCAGAGGAGAGAGCAGCAACUUGAAGAGAAGGAAUGAACCCGUCGCCAUUCGUCUGUCAUCAUGUCUGUCAUGUGUUGGUUUUAUUGUGUGUGCGUGUUGCCCGCAGGGCAGGGAGGCAGCGCAACUGGUCACGGAGGACAACGUGCACCAUCUCGCCUUCAUGGUGAUCGAGCGGGCGGCGGCCACUGAGAGGAGCGAGGACCGCGCCACCCUCGCGACGUUCCUCGACGCCAUCGAUCCCCUACAGCCAAUCUUCUUCGCCACACUCAAGACCAGCCGGUUGGUGAUGAAGGCCAUCGACCAUCUGUCAAGCUACGCCACCAGCAGCCCCACGGCCGACGACGCCAAGUACAGGAAGACACUGGCGAACCUCGUUGACUUUGCCGGCAAGCUUCUCGCCAAGCUGGACCAUGUUGUUUGCGCUUGGGAUCGAGGUAUGAGCGAUCUCUUGAAGAAGGGAAGGGGGAGGAUGGUCAUGUGUGUGCCUGUUGUGCCCGUUUGUGUGGGUGCGUGCAUUCAGGAGCCACCCCGCGAUGCCGCAUUCACCGACCAGGAGCAGAUGCAGCGAGAAAUGUCGCUGCUGGCGCAGUUCUCCCCCGAGCAGCAGGCCGACAUGUAUCGGAAGGAGCGGCAGGUCAACGAAGGAGACGCUGAGGUGAGAUGGAUGUGCGCAAAUGACAUACAUGUGCAUUCACACAAUGACACCCUGGUCUGGUCUCCCCUCCCCCUGUCUGUCGGUCUUGUCAGCUGGAGGACAGGCUCGCCCGCCGCACUGAGGAGCUGGCCAAGCAGUACCAACAGAUGACGAACACCGAGGUGGGUAAGUGGGUGGGUGGGUGGGUUGAGUGAGUGUCACCUAGACAGAUGCGGGCAAGCUCACUUGCUCACUUGCUCACUCGUGAGUACAGUACAUCUGUGUGUGUGUGCGUGUGUGUGUGUGUGUGCAGAAGGAGGAGGAUGGGGAGGAGGAGGAUGGGGAGGUGCCCGAGUGGUUCAACGAGCCCCUUCCGGAGACCCCCUCGCUGCCGGUAGGCAAGACACCCCACAAUCAAAAUGUGUGUGUGUGUGUGUGCAUCUUGGUCGUUUGUAUCACUUGGCCACCCAGCCGCCGCAGCAGCCCCAAACCUUCUCCCGCUGA